Saccharomycopsis crataegensis is the source of this 1287-nucleotide messenger RNA. RefSeq names its product tRNA-5-taurinomethyluridine 2-sulfurtransferase (gene SLM3). Lineage: Eukaryota; Fungi; Ascomycota; Saccharomycetes; Ascoideales; Saccharomycopsidaceae. The transcript has a single exon. The record is from RefSeq and is a predicted model, not a curated record. The coding region runs from base 1 to 1287 and encodes 428 amino acids. Gene Ontology annotation, cellular component: mitochondrion. Gene Ontology annotation, molecular function: sulfurtransferase activity. Gene Ontology annotation, biological process: tRNA wobble position uridine thiolation.
AUGUUCACAAGAAGAAUACUAUCUGGAGCAUCGCGACGAGUACUGCGGUGUUACCACCCACUACGAUACUCGCCUGAGAGGUUUGCUUCGAGCUUCCUUAAUCAAAAGACGCCAUCUCUUGGCCCAGCAUAUGUCCAAUCGAUACCUUCUGCCGAUGAUGAGAUCAUCGUUGCAAUGUCCUCGGGAGUCGACUCAUCAGUUUGUGCUGCACUUUUUGCUUCGGAAUAUAAAAAUGUCAGGGGUAUUUACAUGGCUAAUUGGUCACAAACUAAAGAGUGUGUGGAGCGUGAUUGGAAAGACGUAAAACUGGUGUGCAAGAAGAUUGGGAUUCCUUGUGAACGAGUGAAUUUCGAAAAAGAGUAUUGGAUCGACGUGUUUGAACCGAUGAUCAAUCAAUACCGUCGUGGUCUUACCCCUAACCCCGAUGUUAGUUGCAAUAGAUACAUAAAGUUUGGUAGCAUGAUUGAACAUUUGGCUAAAAGAUUUGGAAGCACCAGCAGACCAUGGUGGUUGGUGACUGGUCAUUACGCAAGAAUCAUGCGUCAUGAACCAACAGGCAAGCAUCAUUUACUACGAGGGUCUUAUGAUCCUAAGGACCAAAGCUAUUAUUUAUCGACAGUCCUGGCCCCGGUUCUUGAAAGGGUAUUGCUUCCUUUGGGCCACAUGACCAAGCCAGAGGUUAGAAGAUUAGCCAAAGAGGUUUAUGAUUUGCCUACCUCUGAGAAGCCUGAUUCUCAAGGACUUUGUUUUGUUUCCCAAAAGGGCAGCUUCCGAGACUUCUUGGGUCAAUAUAUAGAGCCUAACCCAGGGAAUGUGAUCACCCAAGAUGGUCGGGUUUCCGGGAAGCAUGAAGGGCUUUGGCAUGCGACCAUUGGCCAAAGAGCUGGUGUUGAAAUGCCUCAGGGAGAUGAAAAGUAUAAGGGGGUUUGGUUUGUUAGUGAAAAAAGAAUUGAUACCAACGAGUUGGUGAUUGUUAAGGGCAGUACUAAUGAAGAGCUUUACACUGAUACUAUGUCUGUAGAAGAUUGGUAUUGGUUGGAUCCUAGUAUAGAUUGCGACAAUAUCUUCAAGACACACGAGAAAAUCACUGCUCAACAUAGGUCAUUACAAGAUGAAGUUGAAGUGAGCGAGGUUUUGAAGACUAAUAAAGGAAUCAAGGUGAAGUUCAAAACCAAGAGCCGAGCAAUCGCUCCAGGACAAAGCUUGGUUCUUUAUGGAGACCACAAUAGAUUAUUGGGUAGUGGAAUCAUCAUGAAGAGUUGGAGAGAUGAAGGAUUGGAGAAGUGA